GACGUAGUAUUUAGUGAAUUAUGGCGGAAGUUCGGAAACGUCAACAUGUGCAAAUUGAAGGGAAAACCUCGGAUAAAAGCUCAGUAUCCAAGAAUGACAGUAAAGGGAUGACGAGCGGGAGGUCAGCCGUGUUUCUGAAGCUUUUCGCUGCCGGAUUUUACGGGCUGAGCUCGUUUUUAAUCGUUGUUGUGAACAAAAGCGUCCUCACCAGUUACAGAUUCCCCUCAUCAACAUGUGUUGGGAUCGGUCAAAUGCUGGCUACAGUACUUGUACUAGGAGCUGCAAAGGCAAUAGGUGUCAUCACAUUUCCAGGUUUGGACAGGAGCAUCCCAAACAAGAUGUUUCCCCUACCGCUUCUGUAUGUUGGGAAUCAGGUAUCAGGACUUCUAGGAACCAAGCGACUCAAUCUACCCAUGUUUACAGUUUUAAGAAGAUUCUCUAUUUUGUUAACCAUGUUGGCUGAGGGAAUCCUACUGAAAAAGACAUUCUCUGGACCUAUCAAGGCAACAGUGUUUGCCAUGAUCUUUGGAGCCUUUGUAGCUGCGAGCACGGAUUUGGCCUUUGAUCUCCAAGGCUAUGUUUUCAUAAUGCUCAACAAUGUUCUGACUGCAGCCAAUGGGGCCUAUGUGAAACAGAAACUUGAUUCCAAGGAGCUUGGCAAAUAUGGGCUGCUGUAUUACAACGCUUUAUUUAUGAUCAUCCCUACAGUGGCAUAUGCACAUUUCGCUGGGGAUCUACAAAUGGCAUUUGAGUUUGAAGGGUGGUCGGACAUGCUGUUUCUGUUCCAGUUUGUGCUUACCUGUGUUAUGGGCUUUGUUUUAAUGUACUCCAUUGUGCUUUGCACUCAGCACAACUCUGCAUUGACCACCACCAUAGUGGGCUGUAUUAAAAAUAUUUUAGUCACUUAUCUUGGAAUGGUCUUUGGUGGAGACUAUAUUUUCACCUGGGUCAACUUCAUUGGAUUAAACAUCAGCAUUGCCGGCAGUCUGGUGUACUCCUACAUCACGUUCACAGAUGAACAAUCAAAAAAACUUUAAAAUGGGGGUGCCACUGGAAGGUUGGAGCUGGACUUUAAGACGUACGUGUAUGUCGAACAUUUAUUUACCUUUGGCCACUAUUUCAACAUUUUCUUAAUCAUACUAUCACAAGACUGAAUCAGUGUUAAAGAAGAUUUGUGCCUAAUCAAGUAAAUGCAGUAACUAUGGCCAGAAUUCAAUAAGACACGUAGUACUGUAAACGUUUUUUCUUCUUGAGCCAACAUCUGCAGUGUUUAGCAUGAAUGCUAUCUCCACAAACUUCUGGGAAAUUGCCUUUUGUCGGUUCUGCAAUGUACUUGUUGACAAUGUGCCUCUGAUUCUCUACCUGUUCGUUCACAUUGCAUAAUGUAAAAAUGUUGUGGCCAUGAGCCAUUUGAUACUUUGUUUAUUCAAAAAUGUUUUUGCUUAGAAAUUAGGUUCAAAGCGCUUUACAUUAUUUACUAUGUUCAACAUUUUAAACCUCAAAUGUUGGUUACAUGCAUAUUUCAACAUUAAUUUCCUGUCACUGAUGAAAUGUAUGCAAACUCCCCCACAUAAUUCAAAUCAAUUUUCCCACCCUGUAAAAUCAUUACAUUUUAUCAUUGAUAAAGUGCCUAUUUUGCAGUUAGGCCACAGUAAAAACAUGAAAUAACA
Salmo salar (Atlantic salmon) is the source of this 1670-nucleotide messenger RNA. Its product is annotated as nucleotide sugar transporter SLC35D2. Lineage: Eukaryota; Metazoa; Chordata; Actinopteri; Salmoniformes; Salmonidae. The record is from RefSeq and is a predicted model, not a curated record.